AUGUCAGUGCUACUAGUUGCUGUGGUAAUUUUUAUUCUAAUCGUUGUGUUGGAUUAUGCGGAGAAAGUGAAACGCUUAUGGGGAUCGUGCAUCGGUGGUCCAAUAUUUCUACCAAUCAUUGGAAAUGCCCAUCAAGUGAUCCUGAAAAAACCUACAGACUUUUUUGAUCUUCUCCAGGAAGGUGUACGACACUUUGGGGAUGUUUCACGUGUUUGGGUUCUCAAUAUGCUCUUCAUCAGCAUCACAGAUCCUGAAUACGUUGAACCCAUCCUCAAUAGUUCAACCCAUAUUUCUAAAGCCCAAGAUUAUUCAUUCUUGCAACCUUGGCUUGGUGAUGGACUUCUCUUGACUACAGGUAAAAAAUGGCACAUACGAAGAAAAAUCAUCACUCCAGCCUUCCAUUUUAAGAUCCUGGACAACUUUGUAAAGAUCUUCGAUAAGCAAGCAAGAAUUUUUGUAAAGAAAUUGGGACAAUUUGAUCCAGGAAGCUCUGUGGAUGUUUAUCCAUUGGUCAGUCUUCUCACCUUCGACGUGAUUUGUGAAUCUGCAAUGGGAACUUCAGUGGAUGUUCAGCUAAAUAAGAAUUCCGAAUAUGUUGAGGGGGUUCAAGAAAUCACAAAUAUUCUCCAUAAAAGAAUGUACAAUGCCUUCCUGAGAUUCAAAUUCUUCUUUCGGUUGUCCAGGAGUGGAAUUCGCGAACGAAAAAUUGUAAAAACACUCAACAAGUGGACAGAAAAAUUGAUAGAGAAGCGCCGUGAAGAUCUUCUGAGGGACAACAUUGCAACAAAGAAAAUUCAUGGUGAUACAGCCAUUGGGGAAAAAGAUAAAAUGGUUCUUUUGGAUGUACUCCUGCAGGCUACGGUUGAUGGACAAACACUUGUAAAUGAGGACAUACGUGAAGAAGUUAGCACUUUUAUGUUUGCUGGACACGAUACGACAACUUCUGGAAUUGCUUUCCUUCUCUAUAACAUUGCUCUCUAUCCGGAUGUUCAAGAAAAAAUUGUCGAUGAGAUUCGAUAUAUUCUGGGGAUGAAUCCGAACAAGGACAUUUCAUUAGGAGAUCUCAAGAAUCUCUCUUAUUUGGAGUGUGUCAUUAAAGAGUCUCUGAGGCUAUUCCCACCUGUUCCUAUGAUUGGACGAUACUUUGAGGAGGAUACUCAACUGAAGGAUAUUAAAAUACCUGCCAAGAGCACAGUUAUUAUUGGAGCUUUCUUUAUGGGACGCAAUGCUACACUUUUCCCAGAACCCAAUGCCUUCAAACCAGAACGUUUUGUAGAGGAUGAGACUACUAUGAAAAAGAAUCCCUAUAGCUAUAUUCCCUUCAGUGCAGGACCAAGAAAUUGUAUUGGACAGAAAUUUGCUCUCAUGGAGAUGAAGACAAUCGUUGUACGAAUUCUUCAGUCAUUUAGGAUAUCCGUAGAUUCCACAUACGAUAAACCACGCUUAGUCGCUGCAAUUGUGCUACGUCCCAAAAAUGGAAUUCUUCUUAAUUUCCAAAAGAGGGAAUAACAUUUUUUAUUCUUUGGUUUUUAGAGUAUUAAAAUGGAAUUAAUUCGCUUAUCGAAUUAAUUUAAUUAUUUUUUCUUUAAUUUUUGUAUUGAUAACGCAAGAAAUAAAUUGUAUAUAAGA
Molecule: messenger RNA, 1629 nt
Organism: Lutzomyia longipalpis
Lineage: Eukaryota; Metazoa; Arthropoda; Insecta; Diptera; Psychodidae
Product: cytochrome P450 4d2-like
Exons: 5
Coding region: 1-1509 (502 amino acids)
Molecular function (GO): heme binding; monooxygenase activity; oxidoreductase activity, acting on paired donors, with incorporation or reduction of molecular oxygen
Source: RefSeq, a predicted model, not a curated record